Molecule: messenger RNA, 663 nt
Organism: Salvia splendens (bonfire salvia)
Lineage: Eukaryota; Viridiplantae; Streptophyta; Magnoliopsida; Lamiales; Lamiaceae
Product: non-specific lipid-transfer protein 3-like
Exons: 2
Coding region: 159-506 (115 amino acids)
Biological process (GO): lipid transport
Molecular function (GO): lipid binding
Source: RefSeq, a predicted model, not a curated record
UAUUGUCAAAAUGCAGCAGUAUUCUCUUGGCCCCUUUCUGUUCGACGAAAUGCGUAAACGAAUGCUCUCUUUCUUUGACCAAUUUGCCCUUGCUUCCCCAAAUCAAAUAAAUCCACCAAAUCCUAAACACUACACUCUCAUACACAAAUUAAAUUGUGAUGAAGUUGUUGUGCAUCCUCAUCGCGGUUGCAUUGAUCGCGGCAGUUGCUGCUCCCCUGAGUGAUGCCGCGAUCAGUUGCACUGCGGUGUUACAUUACGUCACACCAUGCAAACCCUACGUGACCGGAGGGGGUCCGAUAGGGCCGUGUUGCAGCGGCGCAAGGAGUCUUAACGCCGCUGCCAGGACGACGUCGGACAGGCAGAAAGUGUGCAACUGCCUGAAAUCCGAAACCGGCAGGGGAUACACCCAAGCCAACCUUAAAAAGGCCGAAGAAAUCCCCAGCCGAUGUGGUAUCAACAUUCCUUACAAGAUCAGCCGUUCCACUGACUGCGCCAAGGUGAGGUGAGCCUUGAUCACUUGAUGCAGAUUACAGCUGUAUUUUGACAACCUACGUUGAAUUACUGUGUGUAACAAUAUAUUGGUUGUAAAUUUGAUUGUUUCUUUCCAUUGGAUUUUAUACCAAGAUUAUUAUUAAUGAGAGUGAUUUCUAUUUAUGUGUUUAA